Larimichthys crocea (large yellow croaker) is the source of this 2640-nucleotide messenger RNA. RefSeq names its product ATG16 autophagy related 16-like 1 (S. cerevisiae) (gene atg16l1). The record is from RefSeq and is a predicted model, not a curated record. The coding region runs from base 82 to 2061 and encodes 659 amino acids. Gene Ontology annotation, biological process: autophagosome assembly. NCBI's taxonomy places the organism in Eukaryota, Metazoa, Chordata, Actinopteri, Sciaenidae. Gene Ontology annotation, molecular function: protein-membrane adaptor activity; protein binding. Gene Ontology annotation, cellular component: Atg12-Atg5-Atg16 complex; phagophore assembly site membrane; autophagosome membrane. The transcript has 21 exons.
UCAUCCUCAUGCGACCCUCCCGGAAGUGUGUGUUGGGAGCCAAAAUGGCGCCGGCUUGUGUCGCGGCGGCUGCAGCUGCUGAUGUCGGUUAAAGAAACUGGACCGAGCCGCACCGAGAGCCAGAACCAGAACCGCAGAGGCACCGAGGGGCCGUCAGAAAGCGCGCCAAAGCCCGGAGCUCCGUUACAUGCUGUGGUCAUGGCGGAGCGGCGGGUGCAGUGUUCGUGGAAGCGUCAUGUGUCGGAGCAGCUGAAGCUCAGAGACCGAGUGCAGCGACACGCCUUCGAGGAGAUCGUCCACCAGUAUAACCGCCUGCUGGAGAAGUCGGACCUUCAGACCGUUCUGUCAGAGCGGUACCAGACGGACAAGUAUGACGUCCAGAGAGGACACGAGACCAGUUCUGGUUCUGACCCGGGUCGCAGUGAUGCCCUGCAGCAGGAGAUGGCUCAGAUGAGAAUCAAACACCAGGAGGAGCUGACGGAGCUGCACAAAAAACGAGGAGAGCUGGCUCAGAGCGUGAUCGAACUCAACAACCAGAUCCAGCAGAAGGACAAAGAGAUCCAGAACAACGAGGCCAGGAUGCUCGAGUAUCAGCAGCAGAUCGCUAACCUGGAGGGAGACUGUCGGGACUUGAGGAGCUACCUGCAGGACCUGGAGAGGGCAAACCAGACCCUGAAGGACGAGUAUGACGCCCUGCAGAUCACCUUCUCUGCUCUGGAGGAGAAAUUGAGGAAAACCACAGAGGACAACCAGGAGCUGGUGUCCAGGUGGAUGGCCGAGAAGGCUCAGGAGGCCAACAAGCUGAAUGCAGAGAAUGAGAAGGACAGCCGACGCCGACAAGCCAAACUACAGAAGGAACUAGCCGAUGCUGCCAAAGAGCCUCUCCCCGUUGACCCGGACGACGAUAUCGAGGUCCUGGCUGAGGAUGGAGGGAAGGGAGGUGGAGAGACAUCCCCCAACAGACCGCUCAGCAGGACUCCAAGUAAGAAGAUCUCUCAGCCUCCCCCUGGUGGUCUGCUGGACUCCAUCUCCAACAUUUUUGGCGUGUCUGAGUGUGUUCAGCCUGGACUCGUCCCACCACUCUCCAGGCGUCGAACUGCCAACUCUUUCAGCACUUCACCUGAAAACACUGAAGCACCUUCAGGAGUCUGUGCUGAGGUUCGAGUCCCGUCAACAGCGCUGCAUGUCUUUGAAGCUCACGAUGGCGAGGUGAACGCCGUGAGGUUCAGCCCUGGCUCUCGUCUCCUAGCAACAGGAGGGAUGGACCGCCGGGUGAAGCUGUGGGAGGUCGUCGCUGGUCGCUGUGAACCGAAAGGAGCUCUGACCGGCAGCAAUGCUGGAAUCACCAGCAUCGAAUUCGACAGCGCCGGAUCCUACCUGUUGGCGGCCUCGAAUGACUUUGCCAGUCGGAUCUGGACUGUGGACGACUACAGACUGAGGCACACCUUAACAGGUCAUAGUGGGAAGGUGCUGUCAGCUCGCUUCCUAUUGGACAACGCUCGAAUCGUCUCUGGGAGCUACGACCGAACACUCAAACUGUGGGACCUCCGCAGCAAAGUCUGUAUGAAGACAGUGUUUGCUGGCUCCAGCUGUAAUGACAUUGUGUGCACGGAGCAGUGCGUCAUGAGCGGACACUUUGAUAAGAAGGUUCGGUUCUGGGACAUCAGAGCUGAGAGUAUAGUUCAGGAGCUGGAGCUGCUGGGCCGAGUCACAUCUCUGGACCUGAAUCACGACCGGACCGAGCUGCUCACCUGCUCCAGAGACGACCUGGUGAAGAUCAUCGACCUGCGCACCAACACUGUCAAACAGACUUUCAGUGCUCAGGGCUUCAAGUGUGGAGCGGACUGGACCAGAGUCACCUUCAGUCCUGAUGGCAGCUAUGUGGCCGGAGGAUCAGCUGAUGGCGCUCUGUACGUCUGGAACGUCCUGACAGGGAAGGUUGACCGGACUCUGGACCGAAACCACAACUCUGCCAUCAACUCUGUGUCCUGGUCUCCGUCGGGAGCAUACGUCGCCAGCGUGGAGAAAGGCAGCAAGGCCAUCCUGUGGUCUGACAUGUGAUUGGCUGAAGCCUGAUGUGGACUGCAGGCGGCGGGGCCACAGAGCCUGAGGACUCUUUUGGAGGAGUGGUCAGCUGGACUGAAUCAGACCAGCUUCACUUCAUGUUUACGUUUUAUCUUCGAAGCUUUUAAUGUUCAGAAAGCAAAGUUCAACCAGCUGGAAGUCAAAGAUUGAGCAUAUAAUCUUUAUUAACAGCUGAACAAUGAACACAUCCAUGAGAACACUUCACACAACUCCACUGUCCUCACUAAUGUGUGUGUGCGUGUCUGUGUGUGCGCGUGUGUCUGUGUGUGUCUGUGUGUGUGCACGCAACCAGAAUUAAAAUCACAAUAUCCAACAAACUGUUUGACUUCAUCCACACGACGAGUCCACCUCCUGUCCAGCAGUCUGUGUUUCUGUGUAGAUUGUUAGCAUGGGUCAGAGGUCAACAGGGGUCAGGUGAGGUCAGUAGAUGUCAGGUCAGGUGUGGACUGUUCUGACGGUUUACAGUCCAGGAGCAUCUCGUUCUUCCAGCUUAAAUAAACAGACGUGUUUCUCCUGCAGCUGUUGAUGAACUGCACGAUGAACAAUCCGCCAACA